Messenger RNA from Zonotrichia leucophrys gambelii, 2103 nucleotides. RefSeq names its product N-acetyltransferase 8-like. Lineage: Eukaryota; Metazoa; Chordata; Aves; Passeriformes; Passerellidae. Bases 977 to 1636 code for a protein of 219 amino acids. The record is from RefSeq and is a predicted model, not a curated record. Gene Ontology annotation, molecular function: N-acetyltransferase activity. The transcript has 2 exons.
GUCAUGGGGGGGAAUCGGGCCCCACCAUCAGAGCCAGCACCCCCUGAGCCCCCAGGAGAUGGGGGGCAGCGGCAUGGGGCACCCCGAGUCCCAUGGAAAGUCCAGGGGGCACUGGGGGUUUGUAGGGUACAAUAAAGGGAUUGGGGUGACCCCCCUUUACCCCCCUGCGGUCCUGCAGGGUGGGGGGAUGUGCCCUGCUGGGCCCUGAUGCCACCGUGUCCCCCUCCCCAAAUGCGGCGCUGUCCCCAGCGCUGGGCUGAGCCGUUCAUGGGGGUCCCCAACACCGCCGGGACCCCCAGGACACCCCCGGGGAGCUCCAGCUCGGGGCUGGGGGGGCGAGCAUCAUCAUCGGGACCCCCCAAGCCCCCUGGGGUCACCCUGGGCAGGGCUGGGGGUCCCCACAAUUGUGACACCAACACUGCGAGGGGCUGCACCCCCACCCCACUCCCCCAUCGCUGCCCCAUCGCCGCGAUUUGGGGGUGACAGUGCAGUGUCCCCCCGCCACUCCCCGGCCCCCCGUGCCCUGCGCUCCCCCAAAUCCCCCUCCCCGUGACCCCACAACCUUCCGGGAUCUCUUUACGGCAUCAUCGGCAGGGGCAGCAGCGCUUCCCGCUCGGCGCCUGCGCUCGCCGCUCACCGGAGCCUCCGCCGGCCUCGGCACGGCCCAAACCGGGGCUGUCCCCCCUCACACACACCCCGUGCUGCCACCGGAGCCCCCCAGAACCCGCCGGACCCCCCACCCUGAGCGGCGCAGAACGAUGGGCUGAACGCACCCGGCAAAUCGCAGGCACAGGCCGGGCUGGGGGUGCGCCAAACAAAGACCCCCCCCACCCAAAACAAAUAAAACAAACAUCCCCUGGGGGUGCUCAGGGGGUGACCGAGCCCUCCUCGGGCCGUGAGGGACCCCCCGGUUGUCCCCGAGGAGCCGCCGGUGCCGGUGUGAGGAGCGACAGCGCCGGGAGCAGCAGGUGCCCCCAUGGCGUCGUUCCGCAUCCGGCAGUACCAGGAUCAGGACUUUGAGGCCGUGCGGGCGCUGUUUACCCGCGGCGUCCUGGAAUACGCCCCGGCCUGCUUCUGGUAUGUUCUGCGGGCGGGGCGGGUGCGCCUGGCACUGCUGGCCGCGUUCGUGGUGGCGCGGGCGGCCACGGGCUCAUGGAUGCUGGGGCUGGGAGCGUUUGCGCUGGCGCUGGUCCUGGUCUGGGUGCUGGUGCGCUUGCUCUGCAACAGCUACGUGCGCGACGCGCUGGGCACCGACCUGUGCGAUGUGCCCGGCACGUACCAGCGCUCGCCCGACUGCCGCUUCUGGGUGGUUGAAGAGGCUGGCACCGUGGCGGCCAUGGUGGCGGCGGUGCCCGCCGGCCGCGGUGAGAUGGAGCUCAAGAGGAUGUCGGUGAGCCGGGAGCACCGGGGCCGCGGGCUGGCACGGAUGCUGUGCCGGGAGGUGCUGGCGUUCGCCCGUGCCCGCGGGUACGGCACCGUGGUGCUCAGCACCUCUGUGGUGCAGGUGGUGGCGCAGCGGCUCUACGAGGGGCAGGGAUUCCGCAAGGUGGGCGCCUUGUACCCCUCGCUGCUGGGCAUCUUGCUGAACUUCCAGAUGCUUUACUACCGCUGUGACCUGGGUGAUGCCAAUAAGUAGGGCCUGGGUGGUGCUGCCACGGUGGCAUGGCACCCCUAACGUGGCACUGUUCCGGCCCUGGCACGGCACCAUGAGCCCGGGACAUGAGGCACUGCCGUGGCACCUGAACCCUGGCACUGCUAUGGCACCCCAAACCCAGCCCCGGGACACCACCCCAGCACUCCGACCACAAUCCUGGCACAGCAGCGCCAGCACAGCACUGCGAGCCCUGGACACAGAGCACCACCGUGGCACUCCAACAUGGCACUGCCUUGGCACCGUGACACCGGGACGUGUGGCGCCACCUUGUGUGGUAGAUAGGGUCAGGCGUUCGGAAGAUUUCGCGAUGUAACGGGAAGGCAGGGCCCCUGUUGGUAAAGGCCCCUGUCUUUACCCCUAGAUGGCAAAGACAGACCCCCUCUGACAGAGAAAAACCCUAGAUUAUAAAACCCCACGAGAAGAGAUAAUAAAGGCCUUUUGACCAUCCA